GUAGUCAGUACCAGUUCAUCGCGGUGAGCACCGUCGGCGAGCGGUCAAACGUCGGCCUGAUCAGGCUGAACCGACCACAGGUGCUCAAUGCCCUCUCCAGCGGGCUGAUGGCCGAGGUGGUGCAGGCGUUGGCCGACUUUGAUGGCAACGGCGGAAUUGCCGCCACUGUCAUUACCGGCGAGGGGAAGGCAUUUGCGGCCGGCGCCGACAUCAAGGAGAUGACCGCCAGGAGCUUUGCCGGUCUGGUGACGGGCAAGUUUCGCAGCAACUUUGCCGCCCUUCAGUCCACCAAACCGCUAAUUGCCGCCGUUAAUGGCUACGCGUUUGGCGGCGGCUGCGAGCUGGCCAUGUACGCCGACAUCAUCAUCGCCAGUGAGCGGGCGAAAUUCGGCCAACCGGAGAUUAAGAUUGGCCUGAUUCCGGGCGCCGGCGGGACGCAGCGCCUGACCAAGGCAAUUGGCAAGUCGCGGACAAUGGAAAUGGUGCUCACCGGUGAUUCAAUUGGCGCGCAAGAGGCGGAAAAGUGCGGCCUCGUCUCUCGCGUGGUCCCCGCUGAAUCGCUUCUCUCGGAGGCGAUUAAAACUGGCGAAGCCAUUGGCCGCAACUCCAAGAUCACCGUGGCGAUUGCCAAGGCGGCCGUGGACGCCUCCUUGGAGACGACACUGCGCCAGGGCCUGUCAACUGAGGCUCGCCUCUUUCAGACGACUUUUGCCACCAAGGAUCGGGUGGAAGGCAUGGCGGCCUUUGUCGAGAAGCGAGCCCCCCAGUUUAGCGAUGAAUGA
Rhagoletis zephyria (snowberry fruit fly) is the source of this 782-nucleotide messenger RNA. NCBI's taxonomy places the organism in Eukaryota, Metazoa, Arthropoda, Insecta, Diptera, Tephritidae. The record is from RefSeq and is a predicted model, not a curated record.